UGUACAACGCAACUGCCAAAUAAUACGACUAAUUUCUGUCAAGGGAUUCCUUGUCAAAAUACAAUGUCACCUAUGCAGACGCAAGCGAAUAAUUGCGGAUCUCUACCACAAAAUAUAAUCGAUCAGAUUCGUUCAUGCAUCCCUAACACAGCACCGAUCUUUAUUAUUCCUGGUGGUUGUCAGCAACCGUUGGUAACAACUACUCAACAAGCAACUCCAACUCCUGAUAUAUUAAAUCCUUUGACAAGUUCGAAUAAACAAUCAAAUUAUAUUCCUUCUCCUAUAUCACCGAUCUAUCCACCUUUCUUUUAUCCCUAUCCAAUACCUUUUCCUUUAUUCGAUCCGUAUGGAACUCGAUCUAACGAACAGCAAAAGAAUUGUGGUUGUUCUUCGAAAGGCAAUGGCGAAAUCACAGGACCGAAACAAUUUCCUGCAUUACUUUAUCCCCAUAGCUCUUAUUACGAGGAAGAACAUCGUUGUACUAAUACCACAGAUGACACGAUCUGUUCGAAAAGAAAUUGUCCCUCAGCAAUCAGUCUUCAAGCUUUGGCAUCUCAGUUAUUGUCCAUACAAGGUAUCAUUUCUUGCACAGCUACCCGAUUACUUCUCAGAAAGAUACCGGGAUCGAAUAUAACCACGACGAUGGAGGAUACCAUGGAGAGAGCUCAAAGAUCUAUCAGCGCUCUCAACAAGGAUCAAUUAUUGGGCGAGUCUAGGAACUCUCAGCAAGUGAACGCUCUGAUAAAUCUUCACAUGACCGCAAAUCCACCGGCCAACAUAAUUCCGAUCCUAACGUUGGUCCAGCUUAAAGUAAACGUUCUAAAGGCACAGGUGGAAAACCUGAUCAAUACAAAACUGAUGGAAACUCAGGGCUUGGAGAUAGAAGCAACCGAUUCGAUAGAUCCAACUAUUCUUGCUCUGAAGACCGAUGCCGAACUCCGUGAAUUCCUUGUAAUUUUAAAACAAAAGGAAUGCGACGAAAGAGUGAACCUGAACUUUGCGCCUUAUCGUUCUCAGCGGGUCAUCGCUGAGAGCAGAUUGAGUAACGUUCAGAAAAAGAUUCAACAGAUCGAAGUUGAAUUCGAAAGAAGAAGAUGCAACGUUGCACCGUCUAUACCGUUGUCUUCUAGAAUCGUACGAGAAUUCACCGAAACACCGGGUAAUUUUUCGAGCCAUUCAGGUUAUCCAGAUCUUACAACAUCGAAAAGAAAGACAAUAGAAUCACGGGAAUCUCCGGAUCCUUUCGCGAUUACGUUCAAAUCUCCAAGAAAACUUCGACUGAAACCACAUGUCGGUAGUCCCGAAACGACCUACGAUUAUUCGAACAAAAAGAAAGACCAGGUGAAAACCACGUGCGAUGACAAAGGUUCUCAGAUAGAAUCAAAAACGAAAGAGAAAAAAAGAACUGAUCGUACCAACCUUAAAAAUUGUAACUGUUACGAUGAAAGUUCCUCUGAUGAGAGUUCAGAGGAGGAUAAAAAAAAAAAACUUCAACUACAAAUCGACAAGAGAGGAAAUGUGACUGUGACUAGCGAGGCUAAACUAAAGAAUGUGUCCUUCAUGAAGUUGGCAUCAAACGUUUCUCUUCGAACGGUAAAGCCAAGCGACGUUUUCGAAAAGAGAGAUCGUAAAGUGAAACCUACUCGAACCGAGAUAGAUUCGAAUGAUAUCCGUGAACCGUCCUUGCCUACUGUUCCGAAGGUCGAAGAAAUCUCUGAGGUUACGGAAACUGAUGAGCCCUCUGUUAGCGCUGAUGUCGAUCUUGUGCCAGAUGUGAAACCGUACGAUACGGUUGGCGAAAAGAAAAGGGAAAGUAUCGAAAGUGCGGAGUUAACUUUGGACGAAUUCAAGGACGAUGCCGACAAGGACGAAAGAGAGGAAACGAAAGUUUCUAUAUCCGAUGUUAAUAUCACCGAUGAAGAAAAGAUUAAAAAGAUCGUUAAUUUGUCACAUUUUAAAGAAUUAACUCCUUCGAAUGAUAAAGAGGUUCAAAUUCCUGAGAGUAAGUUAGAUAAGACAAGUGCGAGUAUCGAAGAAGGCGUAAUAGAAGUUGAUAAGAUAAAGACCAAUGCGUUAACCGAGGAAUCGCGAAAAAUAAUUUCGACGAACGAUUUCGAAGAAAAAUUAUACACCGUAAAAGAAGAAAAAAUCGACGAUAUCCCAAAAUCAAAAACGACAAAAACGGAGAGAAUGAUGGAAGUUGAUAGUCCUAAGAAAACUUUCGUAACCACGACGAGUAUAAAAAUCGAACCUACGAAGAUUGACGAGGAAUAUAUCGAUGAACCUACGGCGGAAAAUUCGAAAGUCGUCGAUGAACUUUCUGUUAAACCAAAGAAAACAUUUCUGACGACUUUGAAAAUUGGUAAUUCGGUAAAACCAGAAAUUAAAGAUGAAACGAAGAGAACGAUCGAAGUUGAGAGUCCUAAGAAAACAUUCAUAAGCACGGCAAGUAUAAAAAUCGAACCUCCAAAGAUUGACGAAGAAUAUAUCGAUGAAUCUAUAGCAGAAAGUUCGAAAAUCUCCGAUGAAUUUCCUGAAAAACCAAAGAAAACAUUUCUGACGACUUUGAAAAUCGGUAAUUCGAUAAAACCCGAAAUUAAAGACGGAACGAAGAGAACCAUCGAAGUUGAAAUUCCUAAGAAAACGUUCAUAAGCACGGCAAGUAUAAAAAUCGAACCUCCAAAGAUUGACGAAGAAUAUACCGAUGAAUCUAUAGCAGGAAGUUCGAAAAUCUCCGAUGAACUUUCUGAAAAACCAAAGAAAACAUUUCUGACGACUUUAAAAAUUGGUAAUUCGGUAAAACCAGAAAUUAAAAACGAAAAGGAGAAGACGAUUGAAGUUGGAAGACCUAAGAAAACAUUCAUCAGCACGGCAAGUAUAAAAAUUGAACCUCCAAAGAUUGACGAAGAAUAUAUCGAUGAACCUAUGGCAGAAAGUUCUAAAAUCUCCGAUGAACUUUCUGAAAAACCAAAGAAAACAUUUCUGACGACUUUAAAAAUUGGUAAUUCGGUAAAACCAGAAAUUAAAAACGAAAAGGAGAAGACGAUCGAAGUUGAGAGUCCUAAGAAAACGUUCAUCAGCACGGCAAGUAUAAAAAUCGAACCUCCAAAGAUUGACGAAGAAUAUACCGAUGAAUCUAUAGCAGGAAGUUCGAAAAUCUCCGAUGAACUUUCUGAAGAACCAAAGAAAACAUUUCUGACGACUUUAAAAAUUGAUAAUUCGGUAAAACCAGAAAUUAAAAACGAAAAGGAGAAGACGAUUGAAGUUGGAAGACCUAAGAAAACAUUCAUCAGCACGGCAAGUAUAAAAAUUGAACCUCCAAAGAUUGACGAAGAAUAUAUCGAUGAACCUAUGGCAGAAAGUUUUAAAAUCUCCGAUGAACUUUCUGAAAAACCAAAGAAAACAUUUCUGGCUACUUUGAAAAUCGGUAAUUCGGUAAAACCAGAAAUUAAAAACAAAAAGGAGAAGACGAUCGAAGUUGAGAGUCCUAAGAAAACGUUCAUCAGCACGGCAAGUAUAAAAAUCGAACCUCCAAAGAUUGACGAAGAAUAUAUCGAUGAAUCUAUAGCAGGAAGUUCGAAAAUCUCCGAUGAACUUUCUGAAGAACCAAAAAAAACAUUUCUGACUACUUUGAAAAUCGGUAAUUCGAUAAAACCCGAAAUUAAAGACGAAAAUGAGAAAACGAUCGAAAACAGAGAUUCUAAAAAAACAUUCGUAACAAAGGCAUUCAUCAAAGUCGAACCGGAGGAUCACGAAGAGAAACAAUUAAAGACAAAACUAUUUAAAAUCAAUCCGAUGGAAAUGAGAAUAAAUCUGAAUAAUAAAGAAGGUUAUGAAAAUCAUGAAAGGGAAAACGCGAAAGUUCAGUCGGGAAAAUCAUCUGGCAGUUUAUAUAAGUCAACUGUGAAUUUCGUUUUGAAAGGAACUGAUGAAAAUGAUCUGAAGAAGAGCGUAGGUACGAAUACUAUCGCGACAAUAUCGAUAGGAAAGAAAGAAGAUGAAGUGAAAGAGAAGGAAAAAUCGGACGUAGGAACAAACGAAAAGAUCGUAUCGGUGUUGACGGAGAUUAAAUACGACGAACCCGAAGCAAUCGCCAAGCUAUUUCGAAGCGCGUUGACUCGAAAUUUUCAGUUGGAUAACGAUAUCGUCGAUCGAUCCUGCGAAUCGAAAUACGAAAGCUCGGAAACAGGGAACUAUUAUACGAUGGCUUUAUCAUUCCCAGAAAAUCGCUUCCCAUGGAGAAUCGAUAUCAAGAAGCACGAGAAUGGUAUAAAACAUUUGAAUAAUCAAAGCCGAGAUGCUGAAAAUACAUUUCAUCCGGAGGAAACAUGGAGCAAACUAAAUACAUGCAAGUAUAAUACUGAAACGACAAGAUUUCCGUUCGUAAAUUGCAAUCGUGAUACUUCGAAUAUUACCAUCCAAAAUAACAGAGGUAUAUUAUCGGAAAUAAUCUCUUUAAUGAGUAAUCAGAUAUCAUAUUUCGGUAGUGCGAUCAAUAAAAUCCCGUUAUUCGGAAAUAUUCCAUUGAGUUUUGAUGGAUCCGUGCCUGAUAAGAUUAAUUUGACAUCGAGUAAUUAUUAUUCGAAGAGUAAGUCGAAAAAUUUCGAAAAGAUUUGGAUCGAUCCUUGCAAAGAAUAUCUUGCAAUAUUCGAAGACGUUAGAAAGCUCGACGAUGAUGAAAUAGAAAAUCUUGAUUGUUUUGUAGCGUCCAAUUCGAAACGAUCGAUUAAAAAGUUAGAUAAAAAGGUACGACGCGUUAUCAGGAAUGGCUCGUCACGUAUACCAAGGAAAGACGAUAACAAAGAGAUACGAGAUAGGUUGAGAUAUAUGAUCAUCAAAGACAAGGAUAAUAAAAAAAGUUAUUUGAUGCCUGAGGAUUCGUUUCGCGGUCACAACUCGCAACCCUAUCCAAGACCAAAUCUUGCUCGACCGUACAAGAUACGAAGAAAUUUGCUGAUCCGUAGUCGUCUCAAAGAGUGCAACGCGUUCAAACAAAAUCUUCCUCCUUUCACAAUCGUAAAACGAACGCACGUUGGAAACCGGAAAUCUUUUUGUGAUACGACCGAAGAGGAGAAGAGGAGACGAACGUUUUCUCGCGAAAAGAAUGUCAAGAAAGACGAAAACUUCUUUUCCUUGCCUUUGAUAAAGGAAAAGAAUUCGAAAAUUAGUUCUACGCUUGAGAAAUCGUCCACGUCAAAGGCAAUACCCAACGAAUCUGAUACAAAGACCACGGUAACUUUCUUUUCAAACGAUUCUUGAGUAUCCAUCGAAAAAAAAGCGUCACUUUCGAGAUUCAUGAUUAUUGAAAGUACUAUUUUAAAAAACAACAAAAAAGAAAAAGAAAAAAGAACACCAAUAGUUUCCAAUAAAAAUUUAUCCUAAUUAUCUUUAAUAAAAAAAAAAAAAGAGAAAAGGGGAAAGAAUAUCUCAAUGAGACAAGAUACAUUAUAAUUCCUUUUUCUUUAUUUAAUAACUUUUACUAUCUCGUCAAAUAAUUAUUUUACCGCUAUAGCUGUUUAAUUAAGAAUUCGAGAAACUUGGCGUAGUUAUAGACACUACAACAAAAUCCAACAGCCGAAUAUUCGUAUAAUAAUAGAUUUGUUUUUUGUAUACUAUAGCGGGAGGAAAAUGAGUGAAAGGAAGGGGGUGAUAUGAAAAAGUAUAUAUGUAUGUAUAUAUCUAUGUAUGUAUGACAAUGUAUACAUACAUAUAGAAUUUUUCAAUUGCUCGCACACAUACACACGCAACACGCACACGCACACUCGACAAAUACUAAUUUCGAAUUAAAUUUUCGGUAUGAUCGUAGAAUCCGCAUCGUUUGUUGCAUUCAAUAAACAUCAGAGUAUAAUUUCACUUUAAUACCUAUAUAGAUAAAUAUGUGUAUGUAUGUGUGUGUGUGUGUGUGUUUGUGUGUGUAUAUACAUAUAUAUAUAUAUAUAUUAAAUUUCUUAGUCUAAAAAAUGAAUUGGUAAUAAAAAAAAAUUAACAGAUUUGAAACUCACACACUGAUCAUAAAUGAAAUUUUAAUAUCGUGAUAGAUAAAAAUGACAUAUUGUAUAAGUUGAAAUCUAAAAAUCGAUGGUAAUCUAUUGGAAAAAAAAAAAAAAAAAAAAAAAGAAAGAAACAAACAAAACAAAAUAAAAAAAAAAAAAAACAAAGAUAAAGAAAGAAAAAUGAAGAAGUGAAGUGUCAUCAUUUUCUUUCGAACACGCACGCUUAUUGCAUAAUAACGAAAGUAUAUUUAAGCGUUAGCUUUAUAAAGUUAAGGACGAAGCAUAGAUAGGAAUGAUAUUUUCCAUAUUGAUCGUGUCAGAAUGCAUUAUCGUUUAGAUAAUGUUUCGUUUGGGUAGCGCUUUUAUGUGCUAAUUGCCUCGACAACUUGUAAUUGAAGAUAAAAGCUGUAUAUAGCCGUGUAUGUCGAAUUAUUGCUAUGGGUACCGAUGAUACAUUCGUUGCAAGACAUUCAUACAUGCAUAUAUAAGAUGUUUAUAUGAAUGAACGUCUGACACAACAAACGUACGUACUACAAUAUGAAAGUUACAAACGGAUCGUGCGCUUAGCAUAAAUAUAUUAGAUACUUAUACAACUAACGAUUAAUCUUCAUUGCUAAUCAUUUUGUUUAUUCAAAAUACGUUUGUCAAAGUCGGAGCUAAGAAUUGAAAUUUUAUUUAAAUAAUAAUAAUUCGAUACUUUUAAAUAUGUAAUCCUUUACUUUUUUGUUUCUUUUCUUUUCUUUUCUUUUCUCUCUCUCUCUCUCUCUCUUUCUCUCUGUUUUUUAAUACAACAAAUCAUUCUUUCAAAUUAAUCCGCUAAAUUGCAACCAGACAAAUAGAUCUGGAAUAAAAAAUUAAAAAAAAAAAAAAAAAAAUAAUAAAAAAAUAAAAGAAUCUAAUAGUAGUAGUAUCGUAAUGAAAAUUCUUGCUUAUUCUUCUUGUAUAUUUCAAGGUACCUACCCAUUUUAUCGUUAAACGUGAAAUUUUACGCGCUAAGAAUUUCCAAAUAUGAAUAAUUUUGAGAUCAUUUAUCCAUGCUAGUCGUUAAUCGGAAGAACACAUAGAUCAUUACUCUAAAAGGAUAAGAUCCGUUGAUGCAAUACUCACAUUGCCUUGUUUCUUUCAUUCAUCUCCUGAAGAUCUUUGUUUUAUCUUUUUCCAAGUUUCUUUUUUUUCCCAUUUUCUGUUUUCUUUUUUUAAAUAAUUAACGUACGUUGCAUUUUUGUAUUCAUUUGUUCAUAGUUACCGGAUAUAUUCCUUUAAAAAAAAAAAAAAAUUUAUGGACAUUUUUUUCAUUAAAUAUCUCAUCCAAUAUCAACGGUUCUCGAAAUAUUAUUACUUUUUUUAUGGACGAAUAUGUACAAAAAUAUUUACAGAUACAUUUACAUCACUGACAUAUAUAUGUGUGUGUAUAUAUUAUAUAUUUUUUUACAAAUACACACACAC
Molecule: messenger RNA, 7439 nt
Organism: Vespa velutina
Lineage: Eukaryota; Metazoa; Arthropoda; Insecta; Hymenoptera; Vespidae
Exons: 3
Coding region: 64-5259 (1731 amino acids)
Source: RefSeq, a predicted model, not a curated record